GUUCUCCAGCUUUUUCAGAUAAUGAAACUCCAAGGAAGAAAGCAAAGCAGAAAUCACCUGAAUCCAAAAACAAAUUACAGCCAUCACUCUCGCUUAAUUCAAAUGCUGUUGAUGAUAAUACUACAUUCAAACAUUUAAAUAAUUGUGAAAUCCCAGAAAAAACGAUGAAUCUGCAAAAGUUCCGAAGAAGGCAACCAAGCAAAUUGAGACUGAAUCAAAUCUGAAUAAAACUGGAUCAAUCGCCAACAAAAAGAUGGUAAAAAGUCCUGAUAGGAAAUCAAAAAAGAAGCGAAUAGUAUCAGCUGCAAGGAUAGCAUCAUCCUCAGACUCAGAUAGCUCCCAAGAAAACAGAAACACCACCAAGGAAACAAAUUCCAUAUUUAACUCAUCCAAUAACGAGCAAAAUAUCAAUGCUAACAAAAAUCCGAUAAAAACAAAAGAAACAUCUUCAAGUAAAGCACCAAUAAUUGAAUUUGACGGGGAAUGCAAUGGUGCUUUGGAUGACCUGAUGAAGACAUUAAUUGAAAGUGAUGAUUUCAAAAUAAAAGAGGAAUAUUAUGAAGCGUCUAGUAUUAGGGAAACUUCAACAAUUAGGAAAACAGAUCGGAAAUACCAAGCAAAUGCACAAUCCAAACUUAAAGAACAAAUUGAGAAACAGAGCCGCCUUUAUAAUAAAAUCGGUGAUGAUGAUUUGCAGUUAUUGAAAUAUUUGGUGGUUGAAAGUUCAUUUGAAAUUCCUGAACUCCACCGCAUUGAAACAUUUGUUAUGAAAGUACCGACCCCGGCAAUGUAUGAGGAAAUAGCUGCUCUCGGUGUGCCAGUUAAAAAGGGCGUAUAUAGUCCUGAAGAAACAGAGUUAGUAAUGAAUAACUGGACGAAAUUUUAUCGGAAACACGAUAUGCCAGCUAACCCAGAAUUGUUCAUGAAUUUGAACGUAAAAGACGCGAAUGGCAAGCGUUUAUUACCGCGUGAAGAAGGCAAGAAGUUUGCGCAAUUCUUGGCGCAAGGUUUGCCCAACAGAACGCUGCACAGUGUAUUUAGUCGCUUCAAAACUAUAUAUUCGACUGUAAAACGUGGAAAAUUUUCACAAGAAGAAGACGAUUUAAUUGUUGAAACACUUGAAACCAGUAAAGAUUCCCGGCAUAUAUUCGCACGCCUUGGAAAAGAAUUAAAUCGAGAUGGACUUUCGGUGGAAAAGCGCUACAUUUGGUUGCGGGAUCAAGGAACGCACGAUUUCAAAGUCGAUAAGAUAAGUCAUAGAGAAAGCAAUUUAAUAGUUCAAAAAAUGAUGAAAGAAAUGGAGUGCAAAGACAUCAACGAAUUAAAGUACGCACAAAUACCGCUUAGUGUGUUUAAUAAAAUUGGCGAGGAAAUACAGCUAAGACCUAUCCGAAUUAAACAUCACUGGUUACUGAGCCUGCAUCCAAAGCUCUUUGUCACAGGAACAAGGCAAAUGGCGGAGGUCAAAGCGCAAUUAAUCGAUUUGAUUCUUGCAAACCCCGAAUAUAAAACAAUGUAUCAUAUAAAAUAUCAAGACUUUGUUCCGCUUAUGGAUGGAUGGACGUCGCUGGCGCUCAGUAAAAUAAUGAGGAAUAUGAUGCAAGUUGGCGAAUAUGCUAACAGACUUCUAGAAGACUUUAGAGCUCAAUUGAUAUUGUACAGGCGGGACGUUUUGAAAGACCGCUCAGAAUUAAAACGUGCAAGUUUUAUAGACGGUCAGCUAUAUAUUGACUGAAACAAUGUUUUCUAAUGCAAUUAAUUCGUAUAUCAGAAUGGCAUAUUUUUAAAUAAAUCUUAUGUUUUGUGAAUAA
Messenger RNA from Dalotia coriaria, 1811 nucleotides. RefSeq lists its product as uncharacterized. The transcript has 6 exons. Gene Ontology annotation, molecular function: RNA polymerase II cis-regulatory region sequence-specific DNA binding; DNA-binding transcription factor activity, RNA polymerase II-specific. Bases 254 to 1735 code for a protein of 493 amino acids. The record is from RefSeq and is a predicted model, not a curated record. NCBI's taxonomy places the organism in Eukaryota, Metazoa, Arthropoda, Insecta, Coleoptera, Staphylinidae. Gene Ontology annotation, cellular component: nucleus. Gene Ontology annotation, biological process: regulation of transcription by RNA polymerase II.